CCGACUGCUCUGCCGCCGCACUCGACGAACUGCACUCGUUCUGUGAAAACCUUCACGCAAUUGAUCCGUUAGAUUCAACUUCAUUUCUCCGAUUGAUAUUCGAAUAAAUAUCAACGAUCGGUUUCGGGUUUCGGUUUCAUGAUAUCCGAUGCCAUUUGGAAAUCGUUAGUGUACUAUGUUUGAAUUUGUAUUUUUUUUUGUUUUUGUGAUAAAAAAUAAAUAAAUAAAUUAAAAAAAAAAACGGAAGAAAGCUGAGUGAAGACAACCUGUAACCCUUUUUUGCACCUUUUCUACCUGAUCUCUUGGCCAACAAGAGUAUUAGUCAUGAGAGUCAGAGCGGCUUUUGAAUCACCAACAAGCAUUAAGGCAAUAAAAACAAAAACAGUGGCGGUGGCAUCCCCAGCAGCAGCAGCAGCAACACCAACAACAACAAUAACAAAACUCAAUGAAUAAGCAGUGAACGCCAAAUGCCGUAAACUGUUUACAUUGCUCAGAGCAUUACUCACUCACCUCGCUCACUAACUCACUCACUCACUAACUCACCUGGCGAGUGAGGAAGUUUCCGGAGAGGAAGUGGAGUGAAGUGAAGUUUGCUACAAAAACAAUAACAACAACAAUAUCAAAAAGGGGAGCAGGAGAAGGAGCAGGAGCAGAGAUCGCAGCUGCAGCACUAGUUUCGAUUACGUGAGCAGAAAAUAAAUAAACAACACUCAAUACUGAUAACGCACACAGUGACACCGUAUUGAGUGCAAAAAAAAAGAAACAACAAAUAAAGUUAGAAGGAAACGAGAGAAAGGGGAGCCACCCUCUCUUCAACCCCCCCAACUGACUAUAGAAAAAAAAGAGAGAGUGCCGCAAGGAAAGUAAAAGAGAGAGAGAGCCGUGCGAUCAAGGAGGAUUACAAAAUAGAAAUAUAAUAGAUACUCUCAGUAAACAGAAUGAGUGAAGAAGAUAGUAUCGGCGGCCUGGAUGGCAACUAUCCCCCCCUGGAGGCACUGACCACCACCACGACGAUGGCAACCGAUGUGGAUGAGAGCGGCUUCUCCCAUCCCCUGAUGAUCUUCGCCGCUGUAAUGACUUUUCUGAUAAUGAUCGUGGGAAUUUGCGGCAAUCUGCUGACUGUGGUGGCACUUUUAAAGUGCCCCAAAGUGCGUAAUGUGGCAGCUGCCUUUAUUAUUAGCCUUUGUAUUGCGGAUCUGCUUUUUUGUGCUCUGGUCCUGCCCUUCCAGGGCCUGCGCUUCGUUCAGGGAACUUGGCGACAUGGGGAUGUGCUCUGCCGGCUGAUACCCUUCAUCCAGUAUGGGAAUAUCGGUGUCUCGCUCCUCUGCAUCGCCAUGAUCACGAUCAAUCGGUAUGUGAUGAUCACCCACCACGGCUGCUAUGCCAGGAUCUAUAAACGCCACUGGAUCGCGGUCAUGAUCGCCGCCUGCUGGCUCUUCUCCUACGGAAUGCAGUUGCCCACAUUGCUGGGGGCCUGGGGUCGCUUCGGUUAUGAUCCCCGGCUGCAGACCUGCUCCAUUAUGAGCGACCGGCAUGGACACAGCAGCAAGACGACACUCUUCAUCACCGCCUUCGUGAUACCCUGCCUGGUGAUCAUCGCCUGCUAUGCGAAGAUCUUCUGGGUGGUCCACAAGUCCGAGCAGCGUCUGAAGCGUCAUGCCACUAAGCAGAACUCCAUACCGAACAAUCUCCGGCCAUUGGCCACCGGAUCGGGAGCGGGAGGAGGAGCAGGAUCUCUGCCCUCCGGGGUGGCACCGGAUUGCCAGCCAGGGAAUCGCGUCUCCUCGGACAGCAGCAGCAGCUUCUCCACGGAUGUGCCGGAGACGGCGCCCAGCGGCGGCACUGGACAGAAGUCACCACCCACCCGGGUGAAGGAUCAGCGGGAGGUGCGGGCCAAGCGGAACGAGUGGCGCAUCACCAAGAUGGUCCUGGCCAUAUUCCUGUCCUUUGUGAUCUGCUAUCUGCCGAUUACCAUCGUCAAGGUGGCCGACAAGGACGUGGAGCAUCCCAGUCUCCACAUUUGCAGCUACAUCCUCCUCUACCUCUCCGCCUGCAUCAAUCCCAUCAUCUAUGUGAUCAUGAACAAGCAAUACCGGAAGGCCUACAAGACGGUGGUGUUCUGCCAACCGGCUCGUCUCCUCCUCCCUUUCGGGAAGACCAAUGGCGCCAGCAGUGCUGCAGAGAAAUGGAAAGAUACCGGGUUGAGCAACAACCACAGCCGCACCAUUGUCUCCCAGAUGUCGGGAGGGGCAACGGGAACGGGAUCGGUAUCGGGAGUGGUACAGGCGGAGACGGUAACGGUAACAACACCAUCAUCCCUGGAGCUAUUAUCCCGGGGACCGGAUCUGAUAAGCAAAUCGAAUGUGACACCACCGCCGCCCUCCGUCCUGACGGCGAUGGCCAACGGAGCAAGCAACUCGGAACGGAACAGCCAGCAACGGUUGCCGACCAAGAAGAACAAUCACUCCUACACCAACAGCGGCUUCAACAGCAGUCCGGGGAUCGCCACCAGCAGCUCCACCACCACCAGCAACAGCCUGUACCGACCCGGAGCUGGCUCCAUGGGCAUCGGAUCAAUGGGCAUCGGGAUACGGCGGAUAACGAUGGUGGGCGACGAUAUCAUCUUGGAGGAGGAGGAGACCUCCACGCCGACAACACCGACGGGCAGUUCAGCGCCACAGACACCGGCACCGCCGCCACCACUGCCCGGAUUAGUCCCAUCCCUCGUCCAUCCAUUGUCCAAAAGUGUCCAAACAACAACAACAACAAACAAGCCACACAUCUACAUGAACGUGGACAGUCCGAAGAGAAAUCAAAAUUAUAGCCAUUCCAGCAAUAAUACUAACAGUAAUAAUAACAGUAAUAAUAAUAAUAAUAAUCGUAAUCCCAAUACGGAUAAUCCCGAUAAUUCCGAUAAUCAGGAUAAUCAGGAUAAUACGAUUAAUGUAUCCGUUUCCGGCUCCAAGCUGACGGCAAAAAUCAAAUUCCCAAAAGACUAACGAAAGGCUUUAAUUCCAAAAUUUUAUAAAAAAAGAAAAAAGACAUCAUUUUUGGCUAAAAAAAAAAUCAAACAUAAAUGAUAUAAUAGUUCAAUAUCAUAAGCAAUUUUUUUUAGAUAUUCUAUAUUUUUUUUUUAAUAAUUAUUUUAGUAGUUUUUUAAAAUUGUGCCAUAGUUUAAACAUUAAAUAAUGUUUUUUUUUUUUUAAAUAUAAACUUUAAAGCUUAACCAAAUCGGAUAUUGGAGAGAUAUAUAAUUAUAUAUAUAUUAUUUUAAUUGAUUUUUCGCCUGGAUCUAAAAAAUCACACGCUUUCAACCAAAAAUUCUACUCUACUUUUAAUCUUAAAACUUUAAUCUUUAAACUCUAAAAUCUAAAAUCUACUUAGUCUUAGUUGAUAUCUUGUAGAUAUUUAUGGUGAGAAAUGCUUAGUAUUAACCAUAUUACUUAUAUCCGAUCCUUAUAGAGCACUUUAUUGAUUCAAGCUCGACUUCCAAACACAAACAUUCCACAUUUCCCCACUUAGGAACCAUCGCUCUGUAAAUGAAACCAGCUAUACUAUACUAUAUACUACUAUAUACUAUAUAUACUACUAUAUAUACUACUACUAUACCAUGUGCACACUCCAUUCGAAAGGCGAAAGACGAUCUGCGAUAAGCAAUCGAAUAUCAAAUAUAAACAUAAAUAUACUUUAGACCAAAAAUCUUGAGAAAUAAACACAAAUUACUCUCGUCA
Molecule: messenger RNA, 3731 nt
Organism: Drosophila ananassae
Lineage: Eukaryota; Metazoa; Arthropoda; Insecta; Diptera; Drosophilidae
Gene: moody
Product: G-protein coupled receptor moody
Exons: 5
Coding region: 939-2999 (686 amino acids)
Biological process (GO): G protein-coupled receptor signaling pathway
Cellular component (GO): membrane
Molecular function (GO): G protein-coupled receptor activity
Source: RefSeq, a predicted model, not a curated record